AUGACGGAGCCUCUACCAGACUAUUAUGCCAUACUAGAAGUCGCACCAACCGCUACCGAGGAACAAAUCAAAACCGCCUACAAGAAAGCCGCUCUGAAAUGGCAUCCAGACCGUGUCCCACAUGACUCGCCCGAGCGCGGCAAACGCACCAAGAAAUUCCAAGCCAUCAAUGACGCCUACUACACCCUCUCGGAGAAAACACGGAGGAAAGAGUACGACGAGGCGCGGCAAUUCCAUACCGGCAGCGGCGGGCGCACGUUCACAGAUGAAGACGACGAAGACGCCGAGGAGGAAAUCCCCAGAGCGAAUACCAGCGCCGGAGGCUUCCCAUGGAGUUGGUUCACAGGCCAAGGCAGCGCGAGCGCCGAGCAGGCGGACGAAUUCUCGCGGUCGCAAUUCCAAGGGCCCUUUGAGGAGAUGAUGGAUGCGGCAGGCUUAAGUGAGGGCUCGACGCAUCAGCCGACCAAGAGAUUCUGGAGCAUUGCAGGCGCCGCCGCAGGAGGAAUCCUGGGCUUCAUUGUGGGCAAUAUCGUGGGCGCGGCCGUUGGAGCGGUCGCGGGACAGCAGGCGGGCCAGAUCCGCGAUAAGAGCGGGAAGAGUGUGUACGAGGUCUUCCAGAGCCUGGAUCAGGGCAGUAAGGCUAGAGUGCUCAGUGAGCUAGCGGCCAAGAUCUUCCAGGGUGCCAUUUCGUGA
Messenger RNA from Cyphellophora europaea CBS 101466, 693 nucleotides. RefSeq lists its product as uncharacterized. The transcript has 2 exons. Gene Ontology annotation, molecular function: protein-folding chaperone binding; protein folding chaperone. The record is from RefSeq and is a predicted model, not a curated record. NCBI's taxonomy places the organism in Eukaryota, Fungi, Ascomycota, Eurotiomycetes, Chaetothyriales, Cyphellophoraceae. Gene Ontology annotation, cellular component: cytoplasm; nucleus. Bases 1 to 693 code for a protein of 230 amino acids.